CCCAUCACUUUCUCUUGCCAGUUUAGGGUGUUGUGCUGCUUAAAUUCUGAUAAGAAGGAAGGUCAGCACUGCACGCUUUGCUUACUCAACCAAACUUCAUACUCCUAUUUUUUUGAGUCUUGUUUUUCUUUUUUCAUGGUUGCGUGCAUUUUCUUCUUCUUUCUCUGAUUUUCUUCUUGCUUUUGCUUAAAUUUACAGAGUAAAAAAUCUUCUCUUUCUUUUCUUCAUUUUAUUUCAUCAACUUAAUCUAAUUAGUAAUCCCAAGAGCUCAAAAGAGGGAGACCCACUAAGCGUGCUCUACAAAAGAAGCUCAUAAUUAUUUCUUUUUACUAUAUAGUUUUUAAAGGAUGUGGGUUUUGAUCUGCUAUUUGAGUUCUGGGUAACACACUCUUGAUAAAUUAUUAGUCAGAUUUUAGUGAUUUGGUGAGAGAAAUCAGUAACAAGAGCAUCUGGGUAUAUCUGUUUUCUAAUAUUUGGUGGAAAAAAAGAAUGGGUGAAAGUAACCCAAAAUUGUUGGACUUAAUAUCAAAGGAAAAACAAAGGAUGAUGAUGAUGAAUAAUGAAGAAAGAAGAUAUGGGUGUUGUUCAUCUGAUGAAAACAAGCUUGAACUUAGGCUUGGUUUACCUGGUGAUGGAAACUGGUCAGCCAAACAAAGCCUUAAAAAUGGCAACACAGUUAGAGAGAGAGAGGAAUCACUUCUCUCUCUAGGAUAUUUUUCUUCAAACCACAACAAUGGUGUUUCAACUACUACUAGUUCUCCAUUCCUGCAAAAUCAUCAUCAUCAUCAGUACCAAACAUGCCCUAAACAACCCAGAAAUUUGCCUGUUAUGGGAAAAGAGUCAUCACAGCCCUGUUGCACUAGAAUAGUAGAGUUGCAGACUGCAGAAAAGAAGGCAUUUUCACCCUCUUCUGCAAUAAAUACAGCUGUGCCAAACACCUCUCAGAAAAGAGCUGCUCCUACUCCAGUUGUGGGUUGGCCUCCAAUUCGAUCGUUCAGAAAGAACCUUGCUAGCACUAGCUCAGGAAAGGCUGUUCCUGAACCGCAGAGUGCGAUUCCGAGUAAGCCUGUGAAUGAAAAACCAGCUAACGAUCACGCUCACAAGGGUCUGUUUGUGAAGAUUAAUAUGGAUGGUGUACCUAUUGGAAGGAAAGUGGAUUUGAGUGCACAUAACAACUAUGACAGCCUCUCCUAUUCUGUUGACCAGCUCUUUAGAGGUCUUCUUGCAGCUCAAAAAGAUUCUUCUGCUGGUUCGAUAGAUAGCAAACAAGAAGAGCAGAAACCAAUUACUGGAUUGUUGGACGGAAGUGGGGAAUAUACUUUGGUGUAUGAAGAUAAUGAAGGAGACAGGAUGCUUGUUGGUGAUGUCCCAUGGCACAUGUUUGUCUCAACUGUCAAGAGGUUACGAGUGUUAAAGAGUUCUGAUCUUCCCACACUAAGCCGCGGUGGCAAUAAAGAAGGCAAGGUACUGGUGGAGAGUGCAUCCAAGUGAAGAUGCCUAAUCCCAUUGAUGAUGGGAGCUAAUUUUUCUGUGUUUUUAAGUAACUUUGUUCAGUUCUUGCUUGCUGAAAACUACAAAAUGUGCAAAAUCAGAGCAGCAGAUGUGUAUUCGGUCUAAUCUUCUCUCUAUUCGCUUAUGUAUAAAAAGGAGAUAAGCUAGACUGGUGGUUUUGUUUUGGAUGUGUUUUUUUCAAUGAUAUAAACUCUUCUUAAAACUCCGAUGUCGUUUGCCUUUUGCAUGUUUGUCUUAUAUAUCGAUUUCUGAAAGGAGCUCGUAACUGAGGAGUAAUUUUGAUGUAUGAGCAAAGAAAGUAGGAACUAGGAAAUGGUCUUACUUACAAAGUAGAGCUUCAAAAUUGAAGCAAUUCUACUUUUUUUCUUUAUUUGGAUUUGUACUUUUUAUUUGAGAAAUUUUAAUGUAUUUGAAUGCUUAUUUUGGUGGUUUA
This is a messenger RNA of Beta vulgaris subsp. vulgaris (sugar beet), 1945 nucleotides long. RefSeq names its product auxin-responsive protein IAA26. Lineage: Eukaryota; Viridiplantae; Streptophyta; Magnoliopsida; Caryophyllales; Amaranthaceae. Gene Ontology annotation, biological process: regulation of DNA-templated transcription. Gene Ontology annotation, molecular function: protein binding. The coding region runs from base 490 to 1491 and encodes 333 amino acids. The transcript has 7 exons. Gene Ontology annotation, cellular component: nucleus. The record is from RefSeq and is a predicted model, not a curated record.